Messenger RNA from Nipponia nippon (crested ibis), 276 nucleotides. Lineage: Eukaryota; Metazoa; Chordata; Aves; Pelecaniformes; Threskiornithidae. The record is from RefSeq and is a predicted model, not a curated record.
AUGCCACCCUCAGGGCAGGGUGCAUGGGGUGAGCAGAUCUACUAUCCAGGAGACACCAUCGUGCACCAGGCGGGAGAGGCCACGUCAGUGCAGUGGAGUGCAGGCACCUGGAUGGUGGAGUAUGGCCGGGGCUUCAUCCCCUCCACGCUCGCCUUCGCCCUGGCUGACACCCUCUUCAGCACUCAGGACUUCGUCACCCUCUUCUACACCCUGCGCGCCUAUGCCAAGGGCCUGCUCCUGGAAGCCAAUGCCUUCUUCAGCACCUUGGCACGCUGA